Messenger RNA from Lachancea meyersii CBS 8951, 2388 nucleotides. The record is from the annotation of a GenBank genome assembly. Lineage: Eukaryota; Fungi; Ascomycota; Saccharomycetes; Saccharomycetales; Saccharomycetaceae.
AUGGAAUUGGAUUACUUGAAUGAGGAUUUCGAUCCUAAAGUUGCGAAAGUUGCGCAAUUACGUCGAAUUUUGGUGGAAAAUGACGUGGAACUGUCGCACGGUCUCAAAAAGUCUGAGCUUUGCGAGCUGUUUGAGAAAAGUAUAAGGCCCAAGAGGGAAGAAUUGCUGCGUCACAGCGAUAGCAAGGAUCAUAAAGAUGACAUUGAGCGUGCCACCACGGAUUCCAGCUAUUCGAGAGACAUCUCUUCAGAGGACUCUGCCUUCUCUAAUGUGAACGAUUUUCAGAAAAAGGCCAAGAAAUCCAAGAAAGCGCCCAGGAAGCGUAAGGCAGAGGAGUUCGGUGAUGCAGAUGAGCAAGGCAAUAUUUUGGAAGCUCCAAAAACUAAAAAACGUGGUAAAAAGAGACAGACUACGGUAGUCACUGAGGGAGAAUCUGCAAACAGACAGAUCACAGGUUCGCCUUUAGUGGACAAAGUGCAUUCCAAAAGCCCGGUCAAAACCUCGCCACACAAAUCUCUCGUUAUUGAGAAGUUCGAAUCGUCAUCGUCGUCUUCGCCCUCGUCUUCGCCCGGUCCCUCUUCCCCCAAUGCUGAUAUAUUGGAUUUCUCUCUAAAACGCAGAACCGCAUCGCCGGAUUUCUCGAAAUUAAAGAUCAGCCCUGAGUUUAGAGAGCAGUUAGCAAAAGCCUCCUCUGGAUCGUCGUACGAUACACCUUUAAAAACUAGACCUGCUAGCGUGAAGAAGGAGCCCGUAGAGGCUUCUUUCGAAGACCUGCCUUCUUUUUCAAGUGCAAAGAGCCAUACCAGUGACAAGAAAUCAUCAAGAUCAGCGACCCCUAACAAGGUUCUCUUGGAGAAUGAGAACUCUUCACCAGCGGUAGAACAGUCACCUCAUCAAGAGGACGCAAACGAGUCGGAAACCGCAACUGCAGAAGGAGAUUCGAACGGUGUUGAAACUCAGAAAAAAUCCGAAAUUGGUUCUGUGGAAGAGGACGGCGCGUUUGUUGAGGACGAGACAAUCGAGUCAUCUCAAGCCGAAGACAACGAUGAGUCAAUUUCAUUGGAAACACUCGCGCAAGAGACGAGCGAAGCCAGAAUUCAGACUCCUCAACUGGCCACGAAAGAAGAUGUUGAAGAGCUGGAACAAGAAGCAGAAAAACUAGCGGACCAAGUGGCAGACGAAGAGGCAAACGAACACGCGAAAGAAACUUCCACACAUCAGAAGACACACAAGCGUAGGUCGGUAGUGGCUGGCGUGAAGUGCGGGGCUAGGAAACUUGGAAGCCUGUUGUGGAAACUCACUCUGAAUUUAGUGAUAAUGACUCCGAUUCUCUUCGGACUUUGGUAUCGCGAGCAGAGGAUACAGGUGGGCUACUGUGGUCAUGAGGUUAAUCUACCAACUUUCGAGAACCCUCAUGGCGGGCAAUGGAUAUCUAAGGUGGAGGAAUUUUUGGAACAGCAAAAGCCUGCUUGUUUGCCAUGCCCGGUAAACGCCAUUUGUUACCCUUAUAUGAAAAUCAAGUGUAAACCUGACUAUGCUGUUACUAAGUCCAAAUGGAGUCUACAAGGUCUUUUCCCUGUCAGUGACUACUGCGCAAAAGACUCAAGAAGGGAAAAACUAAUUGCGGAAGUUAUUGACAAAUCAUUAAAGCUUUUGAGAACCAAGAAUGGAAAUGUGAAGUGUGGUGAUAGUCCAGACGAUCUGGAAAGUGGCAUAACGGAGGAGGACUUGUACCGAAUUUUUUACGAAUCCCGGGCUCCUUCAAUCAAUAGUGAAGAAUUUGAAGACCUUUGGUCUCAGGUCGUUGAAGACCUUAAGCAUGAACCUGAUAUUACCUGGAGGCAACGACAAACACUUGAAACUGACUCUUCAGGAGACACCGACGUCGUCGUUGAAACCGAUGACCUUCCGGAACAGGAGGAGCAUCUUCAACACGGCCGCCAAAACGGGAUUUUUCGCUCGACAUCCAAGAGGUACAUCGGUCUCAGAUGCAAGUUCGAAAGAGAAGUUUAUCAGACUUAUCAGAGAUUCAAAUACGUAAUCUGGGCAGUGGUCGGAAUGAUUAUCGCGGUCAAGACAGUGAAGCACAAACUACGUGCGUAUUUCAGAAGACAGGAGAAAAUCGAAGAACUGACUCACCAGGUCGUGGCAAAACUGCAGAAAAGUGCUUCUGACUCCCAGGAGUCUUCGUCACCGGCCUAUCUGAGCGUUGUUCAGCUGAGAGAUGUUCUUCUGAAUGACGUUGUGGAUCUCAAGCUGAAAAACGAAUUGUGGAACUCAGUCGUCAAAAAGCUUGAGAGCAACAAUACCAAUGUGAAUGGCAGACUAAUGGAGGUUCAUGGUGAAAUCAUGAAGUGCUGGGAGUGGGUAGGCCCACUUGGCGACUAA